This is a messenger RNA of Daldinia childiae, 876 nucleotides long. RefSeq lists its product as uncharacterized. Bases 1 to 876 code for a protein of 291 amino acids. Gene Ontology annotation, cellular component: mitochondrion. Lineage: Eukaryota; Fungi; Ascomycota; Sordariomycetes; Xylariales; Hypoxylaceae. The record is from RefSeq and is a predicted model, not a curated record. Gene Ontology annotation, molecular function: protein-containing complex binding. The transcript is spliced from 2 exons.
AUGUCGGCUAAGAAACUCAUAGUAUGCGGUGGGAACGGAUUUGUCGGAUCUAGAAUAUGCAAAUAUGCCGUUGCUAGAGGUUGGGACGUAACAUCUAUAAGUCGUUCAGGUGAACCGAGAUGGGACACAAUUACAGCAUCAGACAAACCUCCACAAUGGGCUCGGAAAGUGACCUGGGAGCGUGCUGAUAUCAUGCGCCCAGCAACAUACGCACCUCUACUCAAGGGUGCCGAUUUUGUCGUCCACAGCCUCGGUAUUCUACUAGAAGCCGACUAUAAAGGCGUGUUGCGAGGCCAAGAAUCGCCCAUCGAGGGAUUACGGAAGGCAUUCUCGUCCGCGCCGCAGCCCGGGAACCCGCUGGACCGUAAGGUGCCGGAAGGCAGUAAUCAGGAUAUCCGGCCGCCAGAAACUCGAAACCAGCUCACGUACGAGAGCAUGAACCGUGACAGUGCCAUUAUGUUAGCCAAGGAGGCUGCGCGUGAAAAUGUCGCCGCUUUCGCGUAUAUCUCGGCGGCUGCUGGUGCCCCUGUAUUACCCACAAGGUAUAUUACGACAAAGCGUGAGGCCGAGAGUACUAUCGCUAGCGAGUUCCCACGUAUGCGAGGUGUUUUUAUUCGCGCGCCGUUCCUAUACGAUAGCUCGCGACCCAUCACUAUCGGGAUGGCAGCCAUGACGGGGCUAGGCGCUGCCUUUAACGGGUUCACGCGCGGAGUCCUAGGCGGUUUUAUGGGCGCCGCCGGCGUCAAGCCCCUAAAAGUAGACAUCGUGGCCGAGGCAGUCGUCGAAGCCCUAGGUGAUGAGAAGAUCAAAGGACCCGUGGAACUCGCUGAGAUCGAGGAGCUAGCUAACAAAUCGUGGAGGAAGACCAUGGUCUGA